CGUUGCCAGUCAUGGAACAUUUGACCUCAACACACAUGCCCUGACAAGGUGCCGACCGGCAUAGAAACUGCCUGACACUGGACCUGGCAUCCAUAUCAUGUCAUAGGUACCUGAGAUCUUGACUAUCCCCAAAUGCGGUGUGACGGAAAGCCAUGCACUUAUGUGGGGUUGAGACACUUCAGUUUUCAGCAAUAUCUUUUGAGGUGAGAGAUGAGAGAUUAGAGAUGAAUAGAGCCAUCAUUUUGCUUUGUACAAAGGCGUCCCCCGUCUGAGUUGGAAACUACGAAUACUCUCUUAAAAUGCUCUCUACUUGACAUCUGUCAGCUUCAUCGUCCGCACGCUACCUGGGAGAGUCUUUUUUUUUAUUGCCUGGUCACGCACUUAAUCUUCAUCCUUACCGUCCCAGGAAGAAUGAGUGCUGGGGAUUCGGAUUCUGACUUUUACGGCGAUGCCGAGACGGUCUCGGCUCUACAGUCCCGAGUCGACUCGUUCGACGUGGAGGGUUGGUCGCGAGAUCGGGCAGAUCUGAGCAUACCCAUUCCCCAGCAGCAGGUCAAAACAGAACCUGGCACGGCACAGUUGCACAACCCAUACGCUGGACUUCAUUAUGCCAGGCAACUGGGCGAGACGGUGGACGAGUUCCUGACCCGUCUGCCUCCAGCCACAACCGAUGCAACCCCUGACCUGGAGUGGAUCUACAUCUACAAUCCCCAUAUCCCACGCAAGGACAAUCAGUCCCCCGAGAGCCAACUGGUUCGUGGAUGCGAGAACGAAGGCCCGCUUGGCCCUCAGACACGACUGGGCACCUUCAUGGAGGGAGGCACCGCGCGGCUACACCUUCUUCGCGACUUCAUCGAGAAGAGCAACGCAAGUGGCAGGGCCAAGACGGUGAUCGGCCGGGAGAUUGACCGGGCUCGGGGCGAGGCCGUCAGGGACAUCCUGGCCUUGGCGCACAUGAGCCAUGUCCGAUGUGGCAAGUGGAUGCUCUUCCCAGAACCCGCGGACGUCACCGAAGUCUGGAGAGCUGUCGCUCGCGCCACAGCUGACGGUGAGCUGGGCAUCGCAGCCAAGGUGGCCCCGCGAGCCAAGGAGGGUCCUGACAAGGCGAGGCUUAUCUGCAUCUAUACCAAGGACUUCAUAGAUAAGGACGACCUCCUCCGGGUUCUCAUCCGGAUGAAGGACCUUGGCCUCGUGAAGCCAGCCGGCCGGCCCAUCUACUACAAGUGUGACGCCUAUACGUAUCUCGGUAUUGGUUCGGGGAACGUCUGGACCAUCAAAGCAUCCUUGUAUUCCUCCACAGACAUUAUCGCACACGGCAAAGGUGUUGACAAAGGCUGAUGAUGACGAGGUCCCCCCUUAGAGACCAAGUUCAGAGAUUGGUGUGCUAGUUACGUUUUGAUAUAUGCCCCGUGCCAGUCUCGGAGGCUUUGGCUCGCCGAGCGCCCCCUGUGGCCUUGAGCAUUUAGACGACGUUUGCAGCGGGAGAGGGAAUGGGGAAGGAAACUAGAGAUGAUGAACUCUCUCUCAAUUGUGGGGUUUCUCCCGUCAUGGGUGGUUGGAUUCUGGGGAUAUCGAGGAAGGGCCGGCUACCGCUGCUUUCUCUCCUUCCCCUGAAGCCCCCAGGCGUAAUGACGAGC
This is a messenger RNA of Phialemonium atrogriseum, 1637 nucleotides long. RefSeq lists its product as uncharacterized. The transcript has 4 exons. The record is from RefSeq and is a predicted model, not a curated record. Bases 412 to 1338 code for a protein of 308 amino acids. Lineage: Eukaryota; Fungi; Ascomycota; Sordariomycetes; Cephalothecales; Cephalothecaceae.